UUCAGCCAUCGUGACUGCAUCGUGGGAUCUGAUGCCUACCUGGGUGCCUAUAUUGGUUAAAGCAUUAACUGUGUCUGGGACAUCCCUCUUUUCGUUCCUACGAUGACCUGGUUGCUCGGUUUGCUUGCUUGUGUCCUUGCAGCUUCUCUUGCUGUAUUCAUACGCUCGUAUUAUCAGUCAAAGUUGCUACCACCAGGUCCGCCUGGUCAUUGGCUAUUCGGGAAUGAGAUCCCCACUAAGCGGGCUUUUUUGAAGUACGAAGAAUGGACAAAGGAGUACGGCCCGGUUUAUUCGCUGACUCAGUUUGGAAAGGUGUACAUCGUUGUUGGUCGAUACGAUGCGGCUGUGGAAAUAAUGGAGAAGGGCAGUCUCCAGACGUCGGACAGACCAAGGGCUAUUGCCGCCUCUGAGACGUUCUCGGGAGGACUGAGGUCUAUCCUGCUGAAUGAUACACCGAGGUGGAGAACUUUGAAUAGGGCUUUUCAUGCACACUUAAAGACCAAUAAGGCAGCGGCGUAUGAACCUAUGCAACUCCGUCACGCGAAGAAACUGAUUCUUAAUAUCCUUGACGAUCCGAAGAGGUUUACAGAGUACACAAAGAUAUAUGCAGCAUCUGUGAUUCUUACCCUUACCUACGGGAAAAUGACACCUACAACAUUCGAUGAUCCUGAUGUUCAACAAAUGAUUCGAGAGGGACACCGGCUUCGAAUGACAAAUCGCCCAGGAGCCUACCUCGUGGAUACGUUUCCCAUUCUUCGAUGGAUUCCUGGGUAUCUUUCCGAGCUUAAGAGGUGGCAUCAAGAAUCGCUUGCCUUGUGUCGUCGGUGUUUAGGGUAUGUUCAGAUAAGGAUGGAUGCUGGGGAAGAAGUACCAGCUUGUUUUGGGAAGGAUCUCUUGGGUAAUGAGAAGAUGUCAUUUGACCAAUCUGCGUAUCUUGCCGGUUCGAUGUUUGCGGCAGGAUCGAAUACAACCGCGUCUGCAAUAACCUUCAUUAUCAUGGCGGCUGCAUGUUUUCCUUAUGCUGCUAAAGUUGUACAGAGAGAAAUCGAUGAGGUGAUUCCUCGCGAUCGAUGUCCGACGUUUGAGGAUAGGGAGCACCUCCCGCAAGUUAUGGCGUUUGUUUUCGAAUGUUUUAGGUGGCGACCGUUGUUCCCUAUUGGAAUUGCACAUGCCGCUUCUCAGGAUUUCAUCUGGCAAUGCUAUGUGAUUCCCAAAGGAGCUACUAUUAUCGCAUCGCCUUGGUCCAUAUUCCAUACUUCUGAUGUCUUUCCGAACCCCGAAGUGUUUGAUCCUCAAAGGUGGAUCCUUGACGGUAAAUUGAGGAGCGACAUCAGGCAAUUCGUUUUUGGAUUUGGUCGGAGAGCUUGUCCGGGAUCACGCGUCGCGAAUAGGUCGCUGUUCAUUAAUACGGCACUUCUUUUAUGGGCUUUUAAUAUUGUUGCGACUGAGAAGAUCGACUCGAUGGCGUUUGCUGAUGGAAUUGGAAUGCAUCCUGGAAGUUUUGGGGUAUGCUUUGAUCUGCGGUUGGGGAAAGAGAAAGAGGCUUGGGUUAGGUCGUUGAUGGUCGACUGAAUGACGGGAAAUCAGGGAUGGAAAUAUGGAACCGUAGCUUUAGGAUAAGGCAAAUGAUGAUAUCAAAGACGGAGUUCAGCGGGAUUUUCUAGAUUCCAGGAAUACAAACCCCUCACGUCGAGUAAACUGAAAUGCCAAAACUGACCCCCAGCCUCGUCGUUCACUGAG
Molecule: messenger RNA, 1740 nt
Organism: Desarmillaria tabescens
Lineage: Eukaryota; Fungi; Basidiomycota; Agaricomycetes; Agaricales; Physalacriaceae
Product: cytochrome P450
Exons: 14
Coding region: 103-1572 (489 amino acids)
Molecular function (GO): heme binding; oxidoreductase activity, acting on paired donors, with incorporation or reduction of molecular oxygen; iron ion binding
Source: RefSeq, a predicted model, not a curated record